AUGUCGUCGUCGAGGAUCCCGCACCUACUGGAGCCCUACAUGGGUCUACCGCCCGAGGCGGCCCUCGUCGUCCUCACCGGCGUCCUUGGCGCGAGCACAAACUGGCUCAUUCUACGGUGCGCGUACUCACUCCUGCUCUCCCGCCAGUCAGCUGCCGAGCAAGUGGAGGAGGCGGACGCCGCGCGUGGAGGGACCGACGUCGCCGUCGUUCUCGUCAGCUUCAUGCGUGACAGGGCCUUCUGGAGGGAGGGCGCGAGCAAGAUGGGCUUCGAUCUGGAUACCCUCGACCGCGCGGGACGCUUCACCUUCGUCGAUGGCCUGACCGGUCUUUUCGCCGCGCCGUCCUGUUCCGAUGCGCGCAAGGAGGCACCGCUGAGAAGCCCGGCCUUGGUGGACGUGCGUCGUGCCAUCGAAGUAGCCAUGGCCAAGGUAAACGCGACCAAGACGGUCCUCAUCGUUGACCAGGUUGACGCUCUGCUCGCGGCAGCAGGGCCCUCAGCCGGCGUGACGAGCCUCUCGCUACAGAACAUGCUCCUCUCGCUUCGGGAACAUGUGCACGCCUGUAUCUUAACACUCGCUGCCGACGAGCCGCUGCUGCACACGCAAAACACAUCGCUCGAGCGUGAGCAUGCCGCACUGGUGCUCUCGCAGGCCCAUGCAGCACAGACUGUGCUGGCGCUGCGCCGGCUCGACACGGGGGCGGCGCCCGAUGUGAGCGGCGUCGUCCGCAUCACGGCGCGUGGAGACGGUGCUGCCGCCGACGGUUGCGAUGUUGAAUAUCUGUACUACGUCGCUGCCGAUGGAGGCGUGCGGGUCUUUGAGAGGGGAACAUAA
Molecule: messenger RNA, 834 nt
Organism: Drechmeria coniospora
Lineage: Eukaryota; Fungi; Ascomycota; Sordariomycetes; Hypocreales; Ophiocordycipitaceae
Exons: 3
Coding region: 1-834 (277 amino acids)
Biological process (GO): tRNA wobble uridine modification
Cellular component (GO): elongator holoenzyme complex
Source: RefSeq, a predicted model, not a curated record